Molecule: messenger RNA, 723 nt
Organism: Chenopodium quinoa (quinoa)
Lineage: Eukaryota; Viridiplantae; Streptophyta; Magnoliopsida; Caryophyllales; Amaranthaceae
Exons: 1
Coding region: 1-723 (240 amino acids)
Source: RefSeq, a predicted model, not a curated record
AUGAACACGACCAACGAUCGAAUUACCGGAACAAAUCAAAAAUCAAAUGUAUUCUGGCAGAAGAUUCUAGCGUCCUACAAAGAAGUAAGAAAAGCAAACCCGGAGGAGAUCACCAUCAAAACCGUUGGUAGUCUGAAGGGACGCUGGUUAAGAAUUGCUCCGGCGGUUGUCAAGUGGUGUGGUAGUAUCGACAAGGCAAGGAUGCGUAGCGGGAAAAAUGAUGAUGAUGUGAUUACUGAGGCCCACAAGAUCCAUAAGAACUCUUAUGGGAAGUUCCAAUUCUAUAAAGAGUGGCUCCAACUUAAGAAGUGGGAUAGAUAUCACUCUAUUCUAGAGCAAAAAGUUCAUGUGUCAGGAUGUGGUCGUCCAACAAAGAAUUCUGCGACGGUUGACACCCUGGGGAGCGGUAGCAAUGGAAAGAGAUCAAGGGAUGAAGAUGGUGGAUCAACACCAAAUUCACCAACAAGUGGAGACGUUUUUGCUGAUGAGUUUGUACCACGUCCUGAUGGUGCGAAGAAGGCUAAGUCGAGGUUGAAGGGCAAGGAAGUAACAACUCAGGCACUUGAUACUUUUGAAUCAUUUGAUGACAAACUUAAACUGUACGGCGAGAUGAGGGAUAAGGCCGUUGAUAGAGAUUUGAAGAGGCUCGAGUUGGAGAAGAAGAAAGAAAAAAGAAAAUCGAGUUGGAGGAGAGAAACAUUCAGAUGCAACAAUAUAAAAUAA